CGUGACCUUCAGCAUGAUCACGUGAUCAAGUUUAUCGGAGCAUGCAUCGACGCACCCAACAUCAGCAUCAUGACUGAGUAUUGCCCCAAAGGUAGCUUACAGGAUAUUCUGGAAAACGACUCAAUUGAACUAGACGAGCUCUUCAAGUAUUCCCUGAUGUAUGAUAUCGUCAAGGGUAUGCUAUAUCUUCAUAAUAGCGUGAUACAAACUCAUGGUAACCUGAAGUCUUCAAACUGUGUUGUGGAUAGUAGAUUUGUGUUGAAGAUCACAGACUUUGGCUUGACAUCUUUCAGAGAACCUGAUCAUGCUUUUGAACCGGAUGAAGAGGAUUCUUACAAAUACUAUCAAAGGAGAUUAUGGACAGCCCCCGAGCUUCUUCGCCUACCUGAGAUACCCUCUGGGGGAACACAGAAAGGAGAUGUAUACAGCUUUGGUAUAAUCCUACAAGAGAUCAUGUACAGAGAAGGAGUCUUUUACAUCAAGGAUGUUGACUUGAUGCCAGAAGAAAUUGUGAAGAAAGUAGCAAACGGUUACAAGCCAGCUUUCAGACCGACAAUUGAUCGAGUGACGUGUUCACAGGAGAUGAUGGACCUCAUUACAAACUGUUGGAAGGAAGAUUCGAAUGAAAGACCUGAUUUUAGUCAGCUCAGAGGAAUCAUGCGCAAACUCAACAAGAACUCUGAAAACAAGGGCCUGGUUGAUACGUUACUGUCUAGAAUGGAACAGUACGCUUCUAAUCUUGAAAGCUUGGUCCAGGAGAGAACUGAAGCAUUUUACGAGGAGAAGAGAAAGGCCGAGGAACUCCUCUACCAGAUUCUGCCGAGGCCAGUUGCAGAGGAACUGAAGAAAGGAAAACCUGUGACGGCAGAAUCAUUUGAAUGUGUCACCAUCUAUUUUAGUGACAUCGUGGGCUUCACAAAAUUAUCAUCAGGCAGUACUCCCCUUGAGGUGGUUGAUCUACUCAAUGACCUAUACACUUGCUUCGAUGCUGUAAUUGACAAUUUCAACGUAUACAAGGUUGAGACGAUCGGGGAUGCUUACAUGUGUGUAUCGGGCCUCCCAAUUCGUAAUGGUGACUUCCAUGCCCGAGAAAUUGCCCGUAUGUCCCUUGCCCUCCUUCAUGAAAUAACAUCAUUUAGGAUCAGGCAUAGACCAGAGGAGAGACUUCGUCUCAGAAUUGGAGUACACACAGGCCCAGUUGUAGCUGGUGUAGUUGGUUUAAAGAUGCCUCGAUAUUGUCUCUUUGGAGAUACCGUCAAUACAGCAUCUAGAAUGGAAUCUAACGGAGAAGCAAUGAAGAUCCACGUCAGUCAACAGACUAAGAAGAUACUAGAAUUAUUCGGAACUUUCAUCUUAGAACUAAGAGGAGAAGUUGAGAUGAAGGGGAAAGGAACUCAGACAACUUUCUGGUUGAAGGGGGAGCUGAAGGGACAAAAUGGCAUCUGCGAUCUCAAAUAUCAAGAGAUUACAGUGUGACGUCAUGGCGUGGACUGCUAACUGCGCGCAUAAUAUCUUCCUAUUUAAUCCAGCACAUAGCCUGACACACUUGGGACAGAGCAGUGAGAGCACCGCUCAUCCAUAGCCAGAUCAAUAGAAAUUUAGGUUUGAAAAUGCUUCCGACGAUUUAUCGCUUCUGUGAUUCAUGUGAAACUGUAAAAAUUGCGAAGAAAUUGCCUGUGUGUUAUUUCCAUACUUUAUGAAUACAUCAAUAGAAAUUAGAUAUUUAUUUCAAAAGUGUAAAGCAGUAAUUUUGUUCCUUGUGGAAUAAGGUUGCAAUAGAUAUUAAUGUUCAGAAAUGUUUAUAGGGAAUGUCCCAUUAACAGGGAUAUCAUCAACAUUAAGCACAAAAUAUUGACCAAUAUCAUUUCUUGCAAAUUUUUUUAUUUUUGGUGACUGAUAAUUUAUAUGUCGUUUAUUAAUGAAUGUGACGUUGAAAAAUGAUAAUAAAUAAGUUCCAAUGAAAGGGCUAAAUAAUUUAUAAUGUAAGGGGUAAAAUCAUGCUUUAUCUAUAUGACUUGCGUAUUCUGUAUCGUAAUAGAGGGGACAUUGUGUGAAACAUUUUGUCACCGAAAUUAAGUAAGUAGUUCAAAAUUAAAACAAUUGUAAGAAUAAAGAUAAUCAUCACACCACACUGUCAAAUUGAGAAUGCUGCAUUUACGUGAAAACCCAUUACGCUUCUAUAAAAACAUAUAUGAAAAUAUUAUAGAGAGUAUCAUGUUGAUAAUAAAAGAAUUAUCGUAUUCAUUGAUAAAUUUUCUAUCGGUACUACCAUAAUGAAUAUGUAUCGCUUUAUGUUGUUUAAAUAUUUGUAUGAUGUGUUUUGACAAGAAACUUCUUUUGGCGAGUAUUAUAAUGCUUUAGUUUAGUAUAGGUGAUAUACUCCCUUAUAAUGGUACUUGGUAAACAUGGACAUUUUCAAGUUUGAGUUCAUAUUCAACUGUUACGGUUUCUUGUUAUUGUUGUUUAUAGUUUUUCUUCUGUUUAUGUUGCAUUAUGAAUGAGUAUGAAUGUGUAAUUGACUUUUGAUUCAUGUCAAAUAGUUCAUACAUUGUUGCCCCUAAGUGAUUCAUUUUCACAAAAUGAUGUAUACAAAGCUUUUUUUCUCUCUCUGUCUCUCACUCAAAACAAAUUAUUAUAGUUGUCUAAGCCUUAUGUGCAAAAAUGUGUACGAUUGCAUACACUUUACGGCAGUUUUGACCAAAAUGUGUACAAUAUCAAGGAAGUGCAUCGUCAUUGAUGCCAAAUUGUGAAUACUGUGUAAAAAUAUAUAUGGACUUGUAUUGUUAUGACACAAAUUAAUAGAAUGCAUUUUGUAUUGUAGCAAUGGUAUAUAACAUUGGCUAAGCUGUACGGUGUUCCUGUUUUUCCCAUAGGAUUUUUGAGCAAUUAAGGGAGGAAUAAUGUAUCGGUUUGUAUAUGCAAGAAGCAAAAUCGACUUGGAACAAGCUUUAAUUGAAAUAAGUUGCAUGUCUUCAAAGUUUAUCAUACUCAGCGCUAUAUAAGGCUUUUUUCAUGUGUAUAUUCCGUCCUCCCUGUAAUAUGUUAUACAUGUAUAUCGCAGGUAUUAUAAUCACGUUUAACAAUUUAGAUUCUCGAGGUUGUGACGAUUAAGGAUUGAAUAACAUGCAAACUUUCGAGCGUUUCAGGUUUAAGCUGAAAUGAUUUUGUAGCCUCAAAUGUUAACAAAAUAAUCAUGAAUGAAACUUUUUGCGAUAUUCACAAUUACGUCAUAUCAAACGCUGCAAAUACAAUUGCUUUAUUCAGUCGUAGGCUAUAGUGGAAAGUACAAAUUUGUAAUGUUUUUUUUAAUUGUAUAUAGGCCUAAUGAUAUCUUUAUAUGGCCUAUAUCUCUGAUCACGUUCAUUGUAUGGAUGAAUAGUUAGUCCACUAUGAUAUUAUAUUUCUUCCCGUUUUCUCAGAGCAAUUCAUUAUAGAUAAUUGCUGACAUGAUAUUUGGCAAGUGCUUAGAAAAAACACAAGUUGUGCGCUUUACGUUCUACUCCUACUUUAUUUUUGCUAAAGGUCAAGUCCACCCCAGGAAAAUGCUGACCUGAAUAAAUAGAGAAAAAUCAAAGUAGCAUAGUGCUGAAAAUUUCAUCAAAAUCGGAUGUAAAGUAAGAAAGUUAUGACAUUUUAAAGUUUCGCUUAUUUUUCACAAAACAGUGAUAUACACAACUAGGUGAGUCAGUCGAUGAUGUCCAUCACUUACUAUUUCUUUUGUUUUUUAUUGUUUGAAUUAUACAAUAUUUCAUUUUUUAUAGAUUUGACAAUAAGGACCAACUUGACUGAACCAUAUAGUAUUAAACAAUGCUAAUUCCACAUGUUCAGGGAGGAAUUAAUCGUUGUAUCACUUGACAAAGAGGAGAAAAUUAGAAUAUUUCAUAUUUCAUAUAAUAAAAUACAAAAGAAAUAGUGAGUGGAUGACGUCAAAGUCUCCUCAUUUGCAUACCAGCCAGGAUGUGCAUAUAACUGUUUUGUGAAAUUAAGCGAAACUUUUGAAAUGUCAUAACUUUUCUAAAUUUACAUCAGAUUUUGAUGAAAUUGUCAGUGUUAUGUCUGAUGGAUUUUUCUCUUUUUAUUCAAAUCAACAUUUUGUUGGGGUGGACUUGUCUUUUAAAACACUGUUGUCGAUCGUCUUGUUGGACCAUAUAAUGUAAUCAGCACAUUGAAUGAAAUAUUUAAAAGCAUGCUAUAAUCGCAUCUUUGAGCAGUUUGUAAAUGAAAACCUAAUAUUGCAAUUAAAACAGUUGCACCCCAUACGAUUAUCAUCGAUUGAUGAUAAUGUUAAAGGGAAUAGUAAAGAGAAAUUGAGUAUUGUUCCAGUCAAUGUAUCAUUGUUCAGUUUAAAUGUUUUAUUUUUAACUUUAUGUUUGAUCAUUAGAAGGAAGAGCAAGUUGACAAGAUAUCCUGUGGUUGGGCAGGAUGGGCAAGUUUGUAAUUGAUCUAAAUAAUGGCAGAAAAAUUAUGGCUCAUUAAAAUUAAUGGCUUUCAAAUCAUGUCUUGAUAUUUCAAAUACAAUUUCCCUUUGCAAUAUUCUCCUUUCUUUUUAAACGUUGCAUUCAGAUUCAAUUAUUUUCAUUUUUUUUUUUUUGCAUAACACGUGAAUGUAAAAAAAAAACUAUUGAUUUAUAUUAAUGAGUCAAUUACAUAAAUGCCUUGCAAUGUAGAUCUAAAUCUAAAUGAGUUUAUAUGCUAUAUGAUCAGAAGUCAUUUAGAAUAAUUGAGAGUAAGUUUACCCCCACCAUGAAUUUGAUAAUUUCUGAGUUCUUCCUUUACAGAAUAUUAAUAUAUUCAUCUUGCAAAAGCUUGUUAAAACAGGGAGAAAAGCAAUGAUUUAAAGAAUUAUAGCCUGUUCUAAAUUAUGUAUUUUUGGUUCAUAAAUUAAUAUUUGUAGAUGCAAAAUUCGAGCUGACAUGAGUAUAAACGUCCUCGUAUACAUAUAUCAAUUGUAAAUAUGUAAUCUUUAUGUAAAAGGGAGGGGUACUGAUAUUUAUUUAACAUUAUAUGUGUAUGUAUAUGUAUAUAUUUUAUAUGUAUAGAUAUGAUUAUGGAAUUCGAGUGAAAAUAGUUGAGCGUUACUGUGAACAAAUUUCAUUUUUUUUUUGCAGAAAUCCUAUUCCUUCCGUACUUUCUAUUGCAAUCAAAAUGUAAAUCAGUAUCUGCAAUUUGAGGGGAUAGAUAGUAUGAUUACGAUUAAAAUAUGGUAGCAGUAGAUUGUCUUGUAAUGAUUAAAUUGUUACCUGUAAUCUUGUUCAAACUGCUUAGGGCAGUACUUUGGUUGGGAAACUUCCAUUAUUAUUAUUUUUAAAAGCUUUAAAUGUCUUGGAGACUGUUUGUAAAUUAAAGAAGGCAUCAUGAGGAGAAGGAAAUUAACAAUCUGAGGUCUCCACAACUCAUACAUCUAAUUUUUAAUUGCAUUUGUGAUUGAUUUUAUCUUCUUUCAGUUUUAAGAAAUGAUUUUAUAAAUUUGUUUUAGCGGAGUUAUAGUUAUGGUGCAAAUAAAGGUAAAGUACACAUGCUUAACCGACACUCGUGUUAUGGACAAGUAUUCAAAUAUAUAUAUAUAUAUAUACCAACUGGUUUUGGAAAAUA
This is a messenger RNA of Lytechinus pictus (painted urchin), 5592 nucleotides long. Its product is annotated as atrial natriuretic peptide receptor 2-like. Lineage: Eukaryota; Metazoa; Echinodermata; Echinoidea; Temnopleuroida; Toxopneustidae. Gene Ontology annotation, biological process: receptor guanylyl cyclase signaling pathway; intracellular signal transduction; cGMP biosynthetic process. The record is from RefSeq and is a predicted model, not a curated record. Gene Ontology annotation, cellular component: plasma membrane. The transcript is spliced from 12 exons. Bases 70 to 1476 code for a protein of 468 amino acids. Gene Ontology annotation, molecular function: guanylate cyclase activity; adenylate cyclase activity; protein kinase activity.